UGACUACCAGUCCGCCCACCCCUGGGGUUCCACUUCCACCAAGAUUCCACCAAGAGAGAGGAAAGGGGAUCGGGAGUCAGUUAUGCGCCGCCGCCUGUCGUCCACCGAUCUCCCCCAUCGCGCCGUCGUCGUCGCCGUCGCCGUCGGAUGCCUCGAAUGAGGAUCCACCGGUGCUUGAGCAGAGGCGACCAAAUAAGCAGCUCCCAAAGGGGAGCUGCACUCCCCAAUCGAAGCAGCGGCAGCUCCAUUCCGAGCUGCGACCGGCAAUUGAAGCAAUCGAAGCGGCUCCCUUUCUUAGCGGCGAUCCGGAAUCAAAGCAGUCCAUUACAAUCAGAAACAGGCCCCAUUUCGAAUUCAGUCUCCGAGUUUCCAUUGGUGGCGGGAACCCAGCAGCUAUAUAUACUAUCUGGCCGGACGGCACCGCAGCACCGCCAGUUUUCGAAGGAGACCAACUCACGGCAACUCGUGAGCCUUCAGCUUGCCGAAUUUCGGAGGGGACGAGCAAACUCCCGUGGCAUCCGGCGAUGUCGAGCUCUCUUCGCCGGCGACCGGCUGCAAGACCGACGGCCAAGCCAUCCGCCAAGGGCCGCCUCAACAGCUCUAACCGAUGGUCCUCUCUAGCCAAUCUGGGAGAAGAGGAAGGGCAUCAUCAGGAUGAUCGGCUCAGCAGUUUGCCUAAUGAUUUGUUGCUUAAUAUCAUAGAGCGACUUGAUACCACAGAUGCCGCAAGAACCGGCAUCCUUUCCAGACGGUGGAAGCCAAUCCCUGCUAUGCUCUCCAAAAUUUGUCUGACGGUUGGUUCCUCGGACUGUGACUAUGACAGGUCAAAGUUGACCUGUGACCAUGUAGUUCGGGCCAAUGCCAACAUGCUUCAAGCAACCAGGAACUUGCUGGAAAGCAGGACAAGCCUAUACCCCAUUCAUCUCCUGCGCUUGCAGUUUUUCUUGGGAGAUGAAUCCGAUAGCAUUGGCCGGGCUGUUGCCAACACCAUAUCAACAAAAAAGGUUGGAUCUGUCGAGUUAACUCUCCUCACAAAGAAGGGAGGCAGCCAAUGCUCCCCUGCCGAUUUCCUCACUCACGGGAAACAGCUCAAGUCAUUUGUUGAUGCUUGUCCUAACACAUUCGGUGGUCUUUCACGACUGAGCCUAGAGAAUUUAAGGCUAGGUGAAUCAGAUUUCCCUAAAAUUUUCAGCAUAUCCAAGCGAUUGGAGUUCCUCCGCUUGUGCAACUGUGACAUGGGACUGCUGUCUUUGCUAGAAGUGGAACACCCGCAACUCCGUGAACUUGAGAUUCUCAAGAGUGAUUUUGAGAGAGUUGAUCUGAAUUGGCUGCCGAAGCUCACAACAUUAUCUUUUGCAUGUUGGAUAUCUAAGCAUGAUCCUUUGUCUUUUGGUUAUGUCCCAUUGCUCCAGACCUUGAAUAUCAGUAAUACCGCUCUUUCAUAUCAUAAGAUGCUCAAGCUAAGUGAGUUACUUGGCAAAGCCGCUAUAAGGGACCUGCAUUUGAACUUUGAAAGCGAAAAGAUUUGGGUUAAACCGGAAGGUCCAAGAGAAUUAUCUCAGGUGUUCGACAAACUAAGGCUUGUGAGUUUGGCUGACAUUUCAGAAGAGUGUGAUCUGACUUGGACAAUGUUCGUUCUUCAAGGCGCACCCUCCCUUCAGGAGCUAUCCAUCAAGGUGUGGGAUCAUCUAUGUGAUAUGGUCGAGGAUGAGGAGCUUAGGAAGAGGCUCAAGUAUACCGAGGUGAAGAAGGAUGCGUGUGCACAGUGGGAAGCACCUGCAUCGGGUUUCAAGCACCACAAUCUGACUGUGCUGAGGAUCUUUGGGUUUCAGUCAGAGGACAAAUUUGUGGAUUAUAUCGCGGGUGUGAUAGAAGCAUCCGUCAGUCUUGAGGACAUAUACUUGUAUGAGAAGCCAGCAUGUGAGACAUGUAAGCGCAAUACCAAGGACAGGUACCCACGGACAAACAAGGAGAGGAUUGCGCUUAGGAACAUAUUCAACUGGGAGAUGUCCUCCUUUGCAAGGAUUCACUUUCCGAGUUCAAGAAACUGAAGAUUUCGUCAUAGGCACGCAAGUGUUUGUUUAGUCGUGUAACUUGUUGGCAUAUUCGGCAAUCAAAUUUGUACUACUACUGAAGAAUGCCAAGAAACCAUGGUAGUAGGGGAAGAACGUUUUAGUACUGUAAGCCAGUGUUUGCUGAAGUUGUUUAGUUUGUUGUUACUGGAAUUAAUAUGUAAUCUGAUAUCAUAGUUUUUCCCUA
This is a messenger RNA of Triticum aestivum (bread wheat), 2259 nucleotides long. RefSeq lists its product as uncharacterized. Gene Ontology annotation, molecular function: protein binding. NCBI's taxonomy places the organism in Eukaryota, Viridiplantae, Streptophyta, Magnoliopsida, Poales, Poaceae. The record is from RefSeq and is a predicted model, not a curated record. Bases 525 to 2051 code for a protein of 508 amino acids. The transcript has 4 exons.